Messenger RNA from Symbiodinium sp. CCMP2592, 885 nucleotides. Lineage: Eukaryota; Dinophyceae; Suessiales; Symbiodiniaceae. The record is from the annotation of a GenBank genome assembly.
AUGGAGCUCUUCAGAGAGGUCUUGUUGGAUGUUAGAUGUGCCGGCCAGGCCCAAGGCACCAAAAGAAGCGCUGGUGCCCAGAACCAGAGGAAGCCUCUGCAGGCAAGGCUGACUGGAAAGCGCCCCUCCUCGGUUGGAUUGGAAGCCAACGCGGCCUUCCGGGCGUACCAGGAGGAGCCGAGGGCCAGGACUGGAGGAGCAGGGCGGCUUCCCAGCGGCUUGUUUCCGGAGGACCGUGCCGUGCACAUAGUGGAGCCGAACGGCGAUCUCUGGAGCUACUUCGCUGUGUACGAUGGCCACGGAGGAUCUGAGGCGGUGGACUUCUGCCAGACGAAGCUGCACGGCCUAGUUCUCGACGAGCUCCUCAACGUCACGAGGACUGCGGGUGAGCCGGUGGGCGAUGAGGUGGUGGCCGAGGUGCUCUCCAGGGCUUUCCGCCGAGUCGAUGAGCAGCUAAAGCUUCUGGGAACUUGGCACUGCGGCUGCACGGCCACCGUGGUGCUGGCACAUCGGACGGCUUCGGGGCUGCGGCUCCACUCCGCGAAUGUGGGCGAUUCGCGGGCCAUCGUCCUGGAGUCCGGCAGCGCGUGCCGACUCACCCGCGACCAUAGGCCUACUGAUCCUGUCGAAAAACAGCGGGUGGAAGCUGAAGGCGGCUUUGUGGCAAAUCACGGCCGGGUGGGGGGCCAACUUGCAGUCAGCCGCGCGCUGGGCGACCACUCCCUGAAGUCCUGUGGGGUGACCUGGCGUCCCCACAUCUGCGCACGCGAAGUUCCACAGGCCGGGACAAAGGCAGCUGUCACGAUUUCAGUCUGCGGCAGGGGUUUGGUGCAGGACACCGUACUGGUGAUUGCCAGCGAUGGCCUCUGGGACGUGAUGUGCUGA